Molecule: messenger RNA, 4782 nt
Organism: Falco peregrinus (peregrine falcon)
Lineage: Eukaryota; Metazoa; Chordata; Aves; Falconiformes; Falconidae
Gene: LHFPL2
Product: LHFPL tetraspan subfamily member 2
Exons: 4
Coding region: 589-1275 (228 amino acids)
Cellular component (GO): membrane
Source: RefSeq, a predicted model, not a curated record
GCGGCUCCCUCCCUCCCUCCGGCUGGGGGCGGCGGGGUCGGCGCUCGCCGGGAUCCCAUUCCUCCUCCCUCGGUGCAUGGUCGCGACGGGAGCGGGGGAGGGCGAGCCCGGCGGGCACGAGCCGGAGGCGGCGGCGAGAGCGGAGCGCCAGGGCGGAGGAGCCGCCGCUGCUGGGCGGAGGUAUUGCCAGGCGUUUGAAGUGGUUGACCAAGACCUAAGGACUUGGAACAGCGGUGUGUGAUGUCAAACAGUGGGCAGUCCUUGUGGCCUCCCCCCCCAGCCUGCAGCGUCAUGUGCCAGUAUGAAUAUUAAGAAAGAGAAGAGCACUCCAGAGCUCAGCAUCCCAGACAGAAAAAAGGAGGAACUAAACGGAGAGAACAAAUGACUGCACUGCUUGCAAAACUUGGGGCUGUUCACUUUUUCUCUAGACAAAUUUCAUCUUGGCCUUUGUGAGAGAACUGAAAGAGCAAGUAGAGCAGCCACAGUGAUUUUCUUUGUCUUUUUUUUUUUUCUUUAUUUAAUUUUUUCCCCCUUGUGCCUGGAUUUUAAGACUGUUGGCUGCACUGAUCGCAAGCACUGGACAUCAAUAUGUGUCAUGUUAUUGUAACGUGUCGGUCAAUGCUGUGGACUCUCCUGAGUAUUGUGGUGGCUUUUGCAGAGCUCAUCGCUUUCAUGAGUGCAGACUGGCUGAUUGGCAAAGCAAAGACUUCAAGCUCCGAGGAUGUGGAUAACAGAACAGGGGGGUCGCAGGAGCCUUAUCAUCCGACGCUGGGCAUCUAUGGGCGCUGCACCAGAAUCUCCCACAUGCAGCUUUCUAGACGAGACACGCUUUGUGGUCCUUACGCUGAAAACUUCAGUGAGAUUGCCAGUGGGUUCUGGCAGGCAACCGCUAUUUUCCUAGCCGUGGGAAUCGUGAUUCUCUGUGCUGUGGCAUUCGUGUCUGUCUUUACUAUGUGUGUGCAGAGUAUUAUGAAGAAAAGCAUUUUUAAUGUCUGUGGGCUGCUACAAGGGAUUGCAGGCCUCUUCCUUAUUUUAGGCUUGAUACUUUACCCUGCGGGUUGGGGAUGCCAGAAAGCAAUAAGCUAUUGUGGACCUUACGCUUCUGCUUACAAACUGGGAGACUGCUCCUUGGGCUGGGCUUUCUACACAGCUAUUGGUGGCACUAUUCUGACGUUCAUCUGUGCAGUCUUCUCGGCGCAAGCUGAAAUAGCCACAUCCAGUGACAAAGUGCAAGAAGAAAUAGAAGAAGGAAAAAAUCUUAUCUGCCUCCUUUAACUCCAGUGGGGAAAAAUACCAGCGCUUGGAUCUUAAUCUGCUUUCCAUUGACUGGACAAGCAGAUCGGCUUCCCUGUUUCUACUAUUUGUGUGACUGAGCCCCAUGCAUUCCAGCCCUGAACUACUGAAAUGGUCUUUCUUCCUUGCUGGGCAAUGAGGAUCCGAGAAAGGAUCCCAAGAAAGCAGAAUGUAAAUAACUGGGGAUUUUUUUAGUUUCAUUCUAUGAUCAGGACACAGUGGAAUAUAUUAGUCUGGCUGGGGAGGUAAUGAAUCAUGUAUAUAGCAGGAAUGUUGUUACAGCUGACAAAUUCUGAUUGAUUGGAUUGCCUUACCCACCUUGGUCACUUUGAAGAAUUUGGAUUUAAAAUAAUGAAAGCCAGCACAUAUUUUUCUUUGAUACAAAAGAGAAGCCUAUUUUAAUUAGGCUUUGUUUCCAAGGGCUCCCCUCACCUGUGAAUAUUUCACCACCACCUGGUUUGGUACCAUACUUUUCAUUGAGGUGCUUUUUGAUAUUGAACUUCCUUCAAGUACAGUGCCUUCUUGAAUGUUAAGUGUAUGUUGGAGAGAGAAAAGCUGACAUGACACAGUUUACACCAAUCUUUAAGCAAAAGUUGAGUCCCUGCCAGGUUUCUUUGUCUUGAAACUUACAGUUCAAGGUGUGUACCACUUGGUACUUAGGAGGAAAACUAUUUUGUUUCCAUUGACUAGACAGAGAAGCUGUUGCUACACUGGCUUUCACCUGAUUUGGAUAAAAUUGUUUGGAAUACCCAUUGUUAGAAAUAUUUCUACAGCCUUUAUUAAAACUCCUGAAAUCUCAAGCAGAUGACGGCUCUCCACACAGCUGUGGAGAUACUCGCAAGAUAAUGCCAACAGCCCGGCCAGGGCUGUAGCCUCUCCUACAAACGUAGAUUGCACGUUGGACUUCCAGCAGUAUUAUUCCUUCUCUUGCCAGUGGAAACCUCAUUCCUGUACUACAGAUCAGUCUGUCUGAUGACCCAGAGCCACAUGAGUCCUUAAGAAAUUUACAUUUUUCAGGAAGUCUUGCCAAUUCUACAUGGCUGGGAAGAUCUCUUUCCCUUUUUUUUUUUUUUUUUUUUGAACCACGUGUAGUAUGGAUCCUUUUCCAACUAAAUCAGCAGAAAUAAAACAGGCCUCACCACAAAUGACAUUCCUUUCUCAAAGGCAGUUGGUUUUAUUACUUGUGUUGCAUCACUUUCUAGAACUACUUCUGAAAACACAAGGUAUUUCAAAGGAAAGAUGCAACUGUGCUAUAGCAGCACUGGGGAUAAUUAAUCUCAGAAGUAGUUCUAAUGAAAUACUGAGCGAACUUUGGACUCUUGUUACUUCUUGGUAAUCUAACAUCAUCCAGUGAUGAUGUUGCAGUCCAUCACUUCACUGUAUGAUAUGAUGAUAGUUAUGCCUGGUCGGUCCCUUAAAGUGUGCCAUUAGUUAUUUAUAGGCAUUUAAAAAAUCAUGGUUACUGUACAGGUAGGUAGCUGAUUUCAGUAUGCUGCUCAAGGCAUGCGCAAUACAGGAGCUGUGCAGCAGUCACGGAGCAGGGGCCGGACCGGAGCCGGAGCCGCCCCGCUGUGCCGGCGGCUGGCGGAGGGAGCAGCCGGGCCGGGCAGCGCGCACAGCGCGCAGCGGCCGUCCCGCACCGCAGGCAGCCGGCGUGGUCCGCACCUGCAGAUGCUGAAAGGGGAUUUGUUUUACUCUUAAUUCAGCCUCUCCUUGCAUUCACCCGCGCCUGCACCCCACAUCCACCGUAUUCUAGUUUAAAACGGGUAAUUCAGUUUUAAAUAUUUAAUUGCAAAGAAAAGGAAAAAAAAAAAAAAAGAAAAAAAAAAAAGCUGCGGUCUGGAGCCGCUCCCGCCCGCCGCCUGCGCCGAGCGGCGUUUUCACAGCCGAGCGCGAUCGGCGCCGCUGCUGGGGCGCCCGCUUCGUCCCCUGCCGGAGCACGGCGCCCCCUACUGGCGCCCCCUGCCGGAGCACGGCGCCCCCUACUGGCGCCCCCUGCCGGAGCGGAGGCCGCAGGUGCUGCGCAGUGAGGCUGGCGGCAGCGAGGGGAGCGGGCACACCGGUUAAAGCCGAGUUACGAGCAAGAUUAGCAGUUUCAGCUUCUCGUAGGUGGCCCGCAGUCCAGCGUCCGCGUGGCCACCGCCAGCAAAUCUUGGUGCUGUAUCAGGGUGACAGAUGCUGCUUUGGACCCAGCACCUGUCGGUCAGCGUGCGGUCACUUCCAAAAGGUAUAAAGGGCAUAUACUGCUUUGGCUUAGGGGUAAACAGUGACCAGCCUUCAUGUACAUUACUAGCUGACUUCUGCUGUGACCUGCAGAGCACUUAAAAAUUUGUAAUAGUGCGUUUUUUAAGUACAAAGGAGGCAUUUUCAAUGGCAUGUUUUGCUUUUGUUUGCAUUUGUAACCCAGAAGAACCAGCUCUUCAGCUUGUUGCUGGUAUGCUGCAUCAACUUGCUCUGCCACAGCGUAAUCGACUAACUUGCAAGAAUAGCCAUGUUCAGCACGUAACACAGAUGGAAGACAGGCUGGGAAAAAUACAUUUUAAAAAAAAAUCAGAAUUUCUUUUCUCAGGGUUCUGUUUUUCUAGCAAGUGGUAAGAUGGUAUAUAUUGCAGUUUUUUUUUUUUUUCUUCCUGGAUGUUUUAUAGGUGCAGGGUGCACUCAUUAAAUUUGACAGCUGUUUAAAGGUGUUCCUGAGGUUCACCUCUGCAGUAGCUUUCAAAGAUAUUUUAGGGGGCAAAAAAAAUCAGCUUAAAGCUAAUUUAAUUAAUUGGGGGAGGGGGGGGGCUGCAGAGAGUAACUGCUUCUUAAUGUACAUGCACUGCAUAGAAUCUAGAAGAAUUUGCUGUGGAUUCUUUAAAACCUGUGUGCUGAUUAGCUCAGUGUAACGUUUUUGUGGUAUUGAAGAAUUCUUCAAACAUCUGUGGUUUGAUUGACUUGGUAAACUUGUAUUCUGUAAAGUGCCAUAGACCUUUUUUUUUUUUAUUUGUAGCAUAUUUAAAAAAAAUUAUAUAUAUAUAUAUACACAGACUUGUGUGAGAUGUGCAAUACCAGGAAUGGGUUUUGUUGUGGGUGGUGGUGGUUUCUUUCCUUAGUUUUUGCUUUUAAACAAGAUAUUUGAAAACAGAAUUCCCAGAGGAAAAAAGUGGCUGGAGUUUUCAUGGUGUGGACAAACUAAGGCAUAGAGUAACACAACAGAAUCACUGAUUUUGAAGAUUAAUACAAUAGUAGUAACAGCAGCUUAAAGAUUUAACAAAAAAUCUCUUAUAGAUUGAUUUGAAAUACUCAGAUUAUAUAAUACAGACAGUUCAAAUGUGAAGCUCUGUCCACCUCUGGCAAUAUACAAUCUAAAAACUGAAAAGGCUCAACAAAGUUUCUUAAUGUGCUUUGUUUAUAAUGUGGCACUGCAAAAAACAUUGCUACUGAGCUAUUUCUCAGUUGUCUGUAUCACCUUUGUAUCUAUUUUACUCAAUAAAGUUCUCUGGAUUCUGA